CUCGUUCCGGGGCCUGGGUCAGGGGUCACCUUCAAUGUAGAUCCAAGUGGGAUUCCCAGUCUUCGUUGCGGUUUGUCCGACUGAUUCAUGGAGUUCAGAUGUGGAUGGCGAAUUCGUAUCAACAAAGCAAGCUAGAGACUACCUAACCAACGCUUCGUAUGUGAGUGACAAAUUCAGACACAAAACAGUUGUCCAAACAGAGACUCGACCAACCGUGUACCAUGCCCAUCCCUCGCAAACGCCUGCAGGCGAACAGUGGAGGGGAGGUAACUCAGGCCGACAAACCUCGCAAACGCCUGCAGGCGAACAGUGGAAGGGAGGUAACUCAGGCCGACAAACCUGGCUCAAAACCUCUCGCUCAGCCGCCACGAGAAGGUGAUAGUCAAGACGGUGAGAUAUCAGAUGCUGACUACAACAGUUCAACUGUGCAGCCCGAACGCCCGUCUGAUCCAGUGACCUACAGAGACAUAAUACAGAUCUACCGGAAACCAGCAUUGGAGAUUAUGGUACUCGUCAUCGUGUUCUACCUGCUUUACCGUUCAUCACCCGACAAUACCGAGCGCGCUCUGUUGGACGUUCUCAACGAGAAAUGUGGAAAAAGUCCUUCGGAGACCAAGACAUGUAUUCAGAGACUCCUGUCAUCAAAGACAUCGUGUAAAGUGCCUGAAGACGUUCCCAAGACGAAACAGGUCACGCCAGAUUGCAGCCACCUUGAGAGUGAGUAUAAGAACCUAGAGCACACAGUACACGAUCUUAACAAGUGGACUGAAGGAAUUGAAUCAGUCUUUAAAGAUCCGAGUCAAAUGUCUGAACCUUUGAGGACUCUUAAGGACCAUCAUCGACAUUUGCAAACCAUGAGUUCUGCGGGUAAAGGCAACGACCUGGCAGAUGUGACACAAGUUGAAGCUGACGUAAAGACGAUUGCAGAAGCAAAUGAAGCCAUAAGCAAGACAUUACAUGAAACAAAUACCAAUCUUGCUGAAGUCCGUUCUACGCUUGCUGAGACAAGGACAAACCUUACUGAAACCAACACGAAGGUUGGAAAACAGGAGGGCAGGAUUAACCAACAGGACGAAAAACAAAGGAAUGUGACGGAGAACGUAAUACCCGACAUAAGGUCCAAGAUGGGACAGAUUCAGGGGGAAAGCAGAUGAAGCUAAGGAGGCCACGGAGGAGAACGGGGGUCGACUUAAGGAAUACAUUAAGCAGUCGAAUUCAGCUUAUGAGGAGUU
Molecule: messenger RNA, 1232 nt
Organism: Haliotis rubra (blacklip abalone)
Lineage: Eukaryota; Metazoa; Mollusca; Gastropoda; Lepetellida; Haliotidae
Exons: 3
Coding region: 222-1154 (310 amino acids)
Source: RefSeq, a predicted model, not a curated record